CUAAAAGGAAAAAGACAACAACUCUGGUUCUUUGUACCUCUGUCUCAGCGAUCUCAAAAUCUCAACUAAUACAAUAAACAAACAUAUAGCCGUUGGCUUUCAAUCAAGUCAACUUUGGCUAGACCAGAAAGAUCGGGGUCUUGAGGAUGGAGAAAAAUGAAUUUGAUGAUGAUCGAACGGCUCUGGUCUUUCUCGGAACAGGUUGCUCCGGCGCAGUUCCCGAUUUCAGAUGCUUACUUCAGCCGUCGGAUCCUCCUUGCCAUGUCUGCUCUCAGUCACUCUCUUUACUACCUCACCUUAACCCUAAUUACAGAUGCAAUACAUCGCUCUUGAUCGAUUAUUGCUGCGAGAAAGAAGAUAAUAAACAUUAUUACAUACUCAUUGAUGUUGGGAAGAGUUUCAGAGAGCAAGUCCUUCGCUGGUUUACCUGCUACAAGAUUCCCCGAAUCGAUUCUAUCAUUCUAACUCAUGAGCACGCGGACGCUAUUCACGGCCUAGAUGAUAUACGGUCUAUUCAACCGCGUGGUUCAGCCAUUGACACCAAUCCAGUUCCUGUCUUUCUAUCUCAAUUUACAAUGGAAAGUAUUUCUACGAGGUUUCCUUAUUUGGUUGAAAAGAAGGUUAAAGAAGUACCAAGGCGGGUUUCGCAGCUUGACUGGAGAGUCAUCGAAGAGGAUUGUGACAAACCAUUCAUUGCCUCAGGCUUAUCUUUCACGCCUCUUCCUGUGAUGCAUGGAGAGGAUUACAUUGCUUUAGGUUUCCUCUUCGGUGAUAAAAGUAAAGUGGCUUAUAUAUCAGAUGUAUCACGCAUCCCACCUAGUACCGAGUUUGCUAUUUCCAAAGCCGGGGCUGGACAGUUAGAUCUUCUUAUCCUGGAUACAAAUAUACCGAGGAAGAGAGGGCCAAAUCCUACACACAUCUGUUUUCCUGAGGCUCUUGAGAUCAUAAAGAGGCUCUGUCCAAAGAGAGCGCUUCUAACGGGUAUGACACAUGAGUUUGAUCACCAUGAAUACAAUGAGAUACUUGCAGAAUGGUCUCUAAGGGAAGGAAUCAAUGUGCAGCUUUCACAUGACGGAUUAAGACUUCCAAUAAACCUAUGAGCAAAUUGCUAAAUCCAAAGUUACAAAAAAGGAAAGACUAUAGUGUCAAAAUUUGUGUUACCAAUUCUACUGAAAAUUUUCAAAAGUUGUAUGAUUGGUAAUCUGAUGAAUAUUGUUGCAAAAAAAUGAGAUCUCUGUUUCUUUACUUUUUCUGGGAAUGGUUCGAUAUCUUUAAGUUAAACCCUUGAAACAACUUCUCUAAAUCUGAGAUCUCAUCCUGAAGAUUCAUUUCAUCUUCUCUCGUGAUCUUCUCACGCAACUCGGUUAGUCUCUGAGUACCAGCGUUCACUUCUUCUGCAGAGUCUCUAAGCGUUCGUCUUAUCGAUCCAUUUUCCUCUUGAACAUCUUUGUAUCUCCUUUUCAGAGAACGGUAUCCGUCAAUGGAUUUGAGAAGCUGUUCAGACAACUCUUUGUUUCUUCCCUGAAGAGACGCGUCUUUGUGAUCUCCUUGACCAUCACCAUCUCCUUUCUUCUCCUUAUUGUGCUCCACAGCGCAAUUCUGAACUUUCUUGAGUAGUUUCUCAUUUUGAGCCCUGAGAUCACUUAUAAGCUCCUCCAUUCCGCUCAAUUCGUGAGCUUUCCUCGAAAGCUCUACAGCCAUUAUCUCUUUCUCUUUCCCUAAACUUGAACACAUCAUUUGAAGACUCUUUCUUGCAGCUAUGCUUGCGCUUAGCUCUCUUCUCAGCUUCUGAACAUCAUCCGGAUCGUUCUGUGGCGGCUUCAUAGGAUUCUUGUUCAGAUCAUGACGAGGUUUCAGCUCUGUGUUGCAUCGUCUAAGCUCUUUUUUCCCUGACGAUGAUUGUUGUUGAGCUUUCUGUAUUCUAGCCUUCAAAUCGUCGAGAAUCGUCAUCAUCGUGUUGACUCUCUGCGCCUUCCAAUCAUCGCGUUGCUUCGAGGUUGCUUCGUUGUGAUCUUGAACGAGCUUCAAAAGUAGCUUCACGUUCGUAGAGAUUCCUUCAGAACCAGAGUCUUCAUGAGGUUGAUGCUCGGUGGUUCUUGUUGGUGAUGUAAUAGAACCAGAAUCAGACGGAACUAAAUCCGGCAAAGAAAAUGCUCGGAGCCGGCUCAUAUUUUGUCUGGAGAGAAUCAAUCAGACAAAAAAAAAAUUGAUGAACAAGGAAGAUGUUGGAAGUUUUGGACAAUACGAAAA
Thlaspi arvense is the source of this 2250-nucleotide messenger RNA. Lineage: Eukaryota; Viridiplantae; Streptophyta; Magnoliopsida; Brassicales; Brassicaceae. The record is from the annotation of a GenBank genome assembly.